AUGUUUCCGCUGCGGGACGACGCCUUUGUAUGCCCGCCACCAACGCCAUCGCAAGUCGCUCACUACACCCAGCUCGGCGAGACAACGCUCGAUCAGUUCCUCGAGUCGACGCUGACCAAGCCGAGCGCAACGUCGUGGGACCACGUGGCCACGUACGACUCUGUCGCGCUUUACAAGGGCGCUGUGUCCAUGAAUCCCGACUCGACUGUCGUGCCGUACCGCGCCGUGACGACGGCGCGCGCGACGAUCGAAGAGAUUGCCUACAUCCACUCGUUCGAGACGCGGGCGCAGUGCGCGCACUUUACCAAGCACUACGCCGAAGACAUUCUCGACAUGUUCACCUUGUACAGCUUUGUGCCACGGACCAAGCAAGACCCGUUCAAGCAAGUCUACUUGAAGUGGACGGCGUGCGCGAGCCCGAUGGCGGCCGUGAGCAACCGUGACUUUACGUACCUCGAGUGCCAAGAUGCGAUCGAGACGCCGGCGGGGCGACGAGCCUGGGCUUUUUGCCAAGUGUCGGUCAACUUGCCGUAUCUUCCGUCGCUCGAGGCAUCGCCGCUGGCCCUUGUACGCGGCCAACUGCUUCGCACCGGCUGCGUCUUUGUCGAGACGGCGACUCCCGGCGUUCUCAACGUCAUCUAUCACAUUUGCGUUGACUUCAAGGGUCACAUUCCGGGUUGGACGUACAAGCUCGGCAUGAAGACGCGCGCGCUGAGCGUGCUCCACAUUGAGAAGAACGUGACGCGGCUUCGAUUGAGUGCGCAGCAGAUGCGGGCCAAGGCCGCCGCGACCAAGCUCCCGCGGCCAGGUGUCCAUUGCUCAGUGUGCACCAAGCCCUUUCGCUUCCACCGCGUGCACCAUUGCCGGUCCUGCGCCAAAGUCGUCUGCUCCAAGUGCAGCCAAAAGUACAAGCUGCCGUCGAUGGACGACGACCUUGUCCGGGUCUGUGUCCGCUGCUCCGAGGCUGUUCGGUCCGGCCCGGCGUCCAACCUCGUGGUUAGUGGAUACAGCACGCCCCACUCGGAUGCAUCGUCCGAGCCGUGGUGGACGACUGAGCUCAUGACGCCGCCGCCAAUGACCCCCGUGGCGACUCCCAGAGCGACGCCGAAAGCGAGCCCCAAGGUGGACCUUUCGUAUUUAUCCACGUUUGGGCCCAAGUAG
This is a messenger RNA of Saprolegnia parasitica CBS 223.65, 1161 nucleotides long. RefSeq lists its product as hypothetical. Gene Ontology annotation, molecular function: lipid binding; metal ion binding. NCBI's taxonomy places the organism in Eukaryota, Oomycota, Saprolegniomycetes, Saprolegniales, Saprolegniaceae. Bases 1 to 1161 code for a protein of 386 amino acids. The record is from RefSeq and is a predicted model, not a curated record. The transcript is spliced from 3 exons.